This is a messenger RNA of Drosophila teissieri, 551 nucleotides long. RefSeq lists its product as uncharacterized. The record is from RefSeq and is a predicted model, not a curated record. Bases 94 to 495 code for a protein of 133 amino acids. Lineage: Eukaryota; Metazoa; Arthropoda; Insecta; Diptera; Drosophilidae. The transcript has a single exon.
AAGUACACAAUCUAGUUCGAUAAACACCUAACACACUUUAGUUCAUAAAAUAUCUAUUUUCUCAAAGAACAGUGCAUCCAUUUGGGUACAGAGAUGCUCAUUCCAGAGGUGGACAUGUGGAAUGUGUCCAAGAGUAGCCGGAUACAUCGCCUUUCCAUCUUCAAUUGCGAUAAGCCUGGACUGAAAGUGUUGGACUACUCCGCCGUGCGGGGAGUGGAUAGGUUCUACUUGGAGUGCCAGGACUACAGGGACUAUUUCAAAGAUCCCUAUAAUCGAGUCCACAAGCCAAAGAGGUUCACCACAUAUGCAGGCAGGUGCGACGCCAAGUUGGAUACCGAAGUCGAGAUCCUUUCGAUGCCGACCUCCUGGCGUACUGAUCGCCAGCCCAUCAUCUAUCCCAUCGACUAUCACUCGGAUAUGGCACUUGGCAGACGGGACUGCGAUCACAUCAAGGCCUUCUGUUCCCCAGCCGAGAGCCUGAGCUUCAAGCGAUAGGUUCCUCCAAGAUUGGAUGUUACCUUUUUAGCAGUUUAAAUACAGUUUAAGCAUGG